Molecule: messenger RNA, 993 nt
Organism: Trichosporon asahii var. asahii CBS 2479
Lineage: Eukaryota; Fungi; Basidiomycota; Tremellomycetes; Trichosporonales; Trichosporonaceae
Product: deoxyhypusine synthase
Exons: 4
Coding region: 1-993 (330 amino acids)
Biological process (GO): peptidyl-hypusine biosynthetic process
Cellular component (GO): cytoplasm
Molecular function (GO): deoxyhypusine synthase activity
Source: RefSeq, a predicted model, not a curated record
AUGGCGACCAACGACGCGCACGCCAACAUCCUCACGCCCUCUGAGGCCAUUCCCGAGAAUGCCGUUCAUGUCAAGGGUCCCGACCUCUCGAACCGCAUCGACCUCACCAGCCUCCUCAAGGCGUACGAGACCAUCGGCUUCCAGGCCACCGGCCUUGCUCGCGCGAUCGAGGUCGUCGACGAGAUGCGCGAGAACUCAGAGCAGCCUCUGACGCUGUUCCUCGGCUACACCUCGAACCUGAUCUCUUCCGGUCUCCGCGAGAUCAUCCUCUUCCUCGCCAAGCACAAGCUUGUCGACGCUCUUGUGACCACCGCCGGUGGUGUCGAGGAGGACUUUGUCAAGUGUCUUGGUUCGACCAUCCUUGGUGAUUUCCACCUCGCCGGCGCUGAUCUCCGCAAGAAGGGUCUCAACCGCAUCGGCAACCUGCUCGUGCCUAACUCGAACUACUGCUCGUUCGAGGACUGGAUCAUGCCGAUCCUCGACCAGAUGGUCAAGGAGCAGGAGGGCGAGGAGAAGGUCAAGUGGACUCCUAGCAAGGUCAUCAACCGCCUUGGAAAGGAGAUCAACAACGAGGAGAGCGUCUACUACUGGUGCUGGAAGGCCGACCCUGCCCCGCUCAACGUUGACAUCGUCGGCGACAUCCGCCGCCUCAACGACAUGAGCGUCAAGGCUAAGCAGGCUGGCAUGAUCAUCCUCGGCGGCGGUGUGUGCAAGCACCAGAUUGCCAACGCCAUGCUUUUCGUGAGUUCGAUAUGCAAGUGGACGGAAACUAACGCUCAGCGCAACGGUGCCGACUACGCCGUUUACAUCAACACCGGCCAGGAGUACGAUGGCUCUGACUCUGGAGCCCGUCCCGACGAGGCCGUGUCAUGGGGCAAGAUCCGUGCCAACGCCCAGAGCGUCAAGGUUUACGCCGAUGCCACUCUCGUCUUCCCUCUGAUCGUCGCCAGCACCUUUGGCAAGGCUCACUGGGAGGCCACUGGCCAGGCCUAG